UUCUGCGUUUUACAGGUGAAACGCGGAGAGAAACCCCCUAUUACUCAAAUCUCAUCAAUUUCACAAGAACAUGCGAGGCUAGAGAAACCCCAAUUACUCUAUUCUCCGAUUGAUCGCCCAUCCAGACGCCGAAUUCCUUCUCCGUUUCAAAUGGCUGAUCCUCCAAGCUUUUUUCUUUCCCGCCUUCUCUUCUUCUCCUUUCUGCAGCUUUCCAUCUUCUUGAAUUUCUCCUCCGCUUUCUCUCCCGUGGAUAAUUAUCUCGUCGAUUGUGGAUCCACCGCUCAGACCACCGUCGACAAUAGGCACUUCAUCGGCGAUUCGUCCAAGUCUGGAGAGGUAUACCUGUCUGCAGGUCGAACGAUCUCGCUCACAGAUCAAAACCCAUCUGUCGGUUCUUCGCCUCUUUACCACACGGCUAGGGUUUUCAGGAAACCCUCCACAUACGAGUUCGAGAUCAAGCAAAGGGGCACUCAUUUGGUACGUCUCCAUUUCCUUCCUUUCUCCUCGUCAAACUACAAUCUCUCCGAUGCUCGAUUCCAUGUUUCGGUUCACGAAUUCUUGCUAUUGAGAGAUUUUGGCUGUCACGACAAUAGCCCUGUUUUAAAAGAGUAUUUCAUCUGGGUUGAUAGUAGCCAACUUGUCAUCUCGUUUAUACCUUCAAAAGAAGCUCCGCUUGCCUUUGUUAAUGCAAUCGAAGUCAUUUCUGCGCCUGGGGAUCUUAUAGCAGACACCGCUCGACUCGUAAAUUGUGAGGGAGUUGACAAUUUUGAUGGCCUGACAAAACAGGCAAUGGAAACUGUUUACAGAGUCAACGUAGGAGGUCCCAAGGUUACGCCUUUUAACGAUUCCUUCUGGAGAACUUGGAUUCCUGAUGAUAGCUUCUUGAGAUUGAGCGCCGCUUCCAAAUCGAUUUAUUCCAGUGGCAGGAUUAAGUACCAGCCGGGAGGGGCAAGUCGUGAAGUUGCACCAGACAGCGUUUACAAUACUGCCCGUGUGAUGGGUGAUGCCAAUGUCUCCAGUCCCAAUUUUAACAUUACAUGGGAUUUCCCUGUGUCUGUUGGUUAUAAGUAUCUCGUUCGGAUGCAUUUCUGUGAUAUCUACAGUAUUUCUCUUUAUCUGCUCUAUUUCGAUGUUUACGUCAAUGGGCAUUUAGCUUAUAAAGAUUUGGAUCUCUCUUCCCUUACUGGAAUGCUGGCUUCUCCUUACUAUGCUGAUUUUGUUGUUGAUGCGGAUGCCUCGGGAGUUGUGACCAUAAGCAUAGGCCCGUCCAGCCUAAGUAGUCCAUCAACAACUAAUGCCAUCCUGAAUGGGGUGGAGAUCAUGAAGAUGAACAACUCAGCCGGUAGUCUUGAUGGAGAUUUCUCAGUGGGGUCUGUUUUGCAGAGUUGGCCACGAAGAAAAGUCGGUGUUCUGGUACCUUGUGUGGCUGCUAUGAGCUUGUUGAUAACUGCAUUUCUGGUUAUGUAUAGGAGGAUGACUGAACUCCAGGACUCUGUUGCAUGGUCACCUUUGCCAGUUGAUGUUCAGGAGGGCAAGCUGAACGGCAAGCGCUAGCCGUGAUAAGGUAAAAUGUAGAAAUUCCGAUGAUACGUGAAACGUCUGGGAUGUAGGAAUGACUUUGUCUUUAAAGCUGAAAGAGUUGUAUGUGAAUGUAGACUAUCUCCUCUUCGUGUAACUUGUAUCAAUAGAAUUUACACUUUCUAUCUUUUAUUUGGUAUUUUAAUCAUUGAGCUUUCCUGUUUAACGUUGAGUAUUUAUCACAGGAGCUCCUAUAUUGUAAUGUAUAGCAACUCAUGAACUUGGAGUAUGAAUUGCCAAUAUUUCUUCAGUCAGUUAUUGUAAUUCUA
Molecule: messenger RNA, 1847 nt
Organism: Nelumbo nucifera (sacred lotus)
Lineage: Eukaryota; Viridiplantae; Streptophyta; Magnoliopsida; Proteales; Nelumbonaceae
Product: receptor-like kinase
Biological process (GO): protein phosphorylation
Molecular function (GO): transmembrane receptor protein tyrosine kinase activity
Source: RefSeq, a predicted model, not a curated record